GAUUGGGAGGCAAAACACUGUUUUCGAACGGCUUUUUGAGUCUCCACUAUUUCCCAAAACAUCUCUUGACAAGAAGAGACUACUUUCAUUCCCACCACAAUAAUAAUCAUCAACAUCAUCAACACCAUCAACCGUCUCCGUCUGGAAACAGUAGUACCUCACCACAUGAUCGAGAGGGGCGUUCUAGUGCCGGUGAAGAGCAG
Amoebophrya sp. A25 is the source of this 203-nucleotide messenger RNA. Lineage: Eukaryota; Dinophyceae; Syndiniales; Amoebophryaceae. The record is from the annotation of a GenBank genome assembly.